AUGAUGGAUUUUGAUGAGCGUGUUCCUUGUUCCUCUAACAUGUAUUUGCCAAGUUGUACUUACUACGUCUCGGGUCCUGAUUUUUCCAGCCUCCCUUCUUUUUUGCCCCAGACCCCGUCUUCUCGCCCUAUGACAUACUCCUACUCCUCCAACCUACCCCAGGUCCAACCUGUGAGAGAAGUUACCUUCAGGGAAUAUGCCAUUGAUCCCUCCAGUAAAUGGCACCCCAGGAACAAUCUGCCCCACUGCUACUCCGCAGAGGAGAUCAUGCACAGAGACUGCUUGCCUGCCACCAACACUGCUAGCAUGGGCGAGAUGUUCGGCAAAAACACAGCUAACGUCUACCACCCCAGCACCAACGUCUCCUCCAAUUUCUAUAGCACGGUGGGCAGGAACGGGGUCCUACCCCAGGCUUUCGACCAGUUUUUCGAGACGGCUUAUGGUACGGCGGAAAACCUGUCCUCGGCGGACUACCCGGUAGACAAGAAUGGCGAGAAGGCGCCUGCGGCCGCCGGGGCGGCGGCGGCGGCAACUUCAAGUUCGGAGGGCGGCUGCGGCAGGGCGGCGGCGGCGGCAGCGGAGAAGGAGAGGCGGAGGCGGCCGGAGAGCAGCAGCAGCCCCGAGUCAUCUUCCGGCAACAAUGAGGAGAAAUCCGGCAGCUCCAGUGGACAACGUACCCGUAAAAAGAGAUGCCCAUACACCAAAUAUCAAAUUAGAGAGUUAGAAAGGGAAUUCUUCUUCAGUGUCUACAUAAACAAAGAGAAACGCCUCCAGCUCUCUCGAAUGCUCAAUCUGACCGACCGCCAAGUGAAAAUAUGGUUUCAGAACAGAAGAAUGAAAGAAAAAAAAAUUAACAGGGACCGAUUACAAUAUUACUCAGCUAAUCCACUACUUUAAAACUCAUAACAUUUUUCAAAACUAGAUUAAAUUCAGAUUUCACCCUUGACAAGGUCGAGUCACAGGGUUACAUGGAGGAAGGAGGUGUGUAUCU
Messenger RNA from Dryobates pubescens (Downy woodpecker), 991 nucleotides. RefSeq names its product homeobox A11 (gene HOXA11). Gene Ontology annotation, molecular function: DNA-binding transcription factor activity, RNA polymerase II-specific; RNA polymerase II cis-regulatory region sequence-specific DNA binding. The record is from RefSeq and is a predicted model, not a curated record. Gene Ontology annotation, biological process: anatomical structure development; regulation of transcription by RNA polymerase II. Gene Ontology annotation, cellular component: nucleus. The coding region runs from base 1 to 897 and encodes 298 amino acids. The transcript is spliced from 2 exons. Lineage: Eukaryota; Metazoa; Chordata; Aves; Piciformes; Picidae.